AUGAAGGUGAAGAGGAAGACCUCCUCUAGCAGCGACAGUAUCACCGACAUUCCUGCACUGCUGUGGCUCUUUGGCCUCCUCCUCCUCGUUACAGGUGAGGUGUCGGGGGUGAACGUGACCAGUCAAAGCCAGGUGGUGAGGGGCACGGUGGGCAAAGAGGCCCUGCUGUCAGUCAGCUACUCCAGCAGCAGCUCCGACAAGCCCGUGAUAAAGUGGCAGCUGAAGAGGAGCAAAGAGAAACCCAUCACCGUGGUGCAGUCCAUAGGGACGGAGGUCAUCGGGAACCUGAGGCCUGAGUACCGCAACCGCGUCCUUGUGUGCGAGAAUGGGUCGCUGCUGCUUCACAACCUGCAGCUCUCAGACGAAGGGGCGUACGAGGUGGAGAUCUCCAUCACAGACGACAGCUUCACUGGGGAGCAGCACACCCAGCUCACUGUGGACGUUCCAGUGUCCAAACCUUACGUCCAGAUGAUAGCAUCGUCCGUCCUGGAGUACAGCGAGCAAUUCCACCUGCACUGUUCCCACGAUAAUGGCACAAAGCCCAUCUACAGUUGGCUGAAGGGAGGCAAGGUGAUGGCCAAUGACUCGCGCCUGCUGCUGUCACUCGACCAGAAGGUGCUGACCAUCGCACGAGUCGUGAUGUCAGACGAUGACAUCUACGCCUGCACGGUGGAGAACCCCAUCAGCAGCGUGAAGAGCACACCUCUCAAGCUCACUGUCUACAGACGGAGCUCGCUAUACAUCAUCCUGUCCACCGGGGGCAUAUUCCUCCUAAUCACCCUGGUUACAGUGUGUGCCUGUUGGAAACCUUCCAAAAAGAAGCAUCGACCUGUCCCCCAAAGAGCUCCUCUUUAUUUAGAGCCAGGUGAAAAUGGCCACGAUGUGGAUGUUGUACCGAAACCAACUACACUCGGCCGAAGGAGUCCAAUGCCUCUUUAUGUUCUCAAUGAAGAUGAGACUCUGGAGCGUUUGGAAGAAUGUUCUGGCAACACUCUCAGCCAAUCCGAAAUGAGUAUCCCUGCUACCUACGCUCCCGUCCUUCCCCCCUCCUCAAACAGAACUGAUCGGCCCAUCUGGUCGGCCCCUCGCAGGUACCCCCGCAGCCCCUCUCCACUAGCACUACCCCUCCCACAGCACCCUCUCGGUCCUGCACUGCUGCCCGUCCGCUCACCUGCUCACUCCCCCGGGUCGUCUCCACGCAGCUUCAGUCCCAUAAGAAAGGUCCGUCCCCCAGUGGGCAUUCCAACCAGCCACCUGCCAAUAGAGGCAGAGUGUCCAGAUCCUAGUGAUCCAAUUCACUGUCCACCCCAACAAUGA
Molecule: messenger RNA, 1317 nt
Organism: Limanda limanda (common dab)
Lineage: Eukaryota; Metazoa; Chordata; Actinopteri; Pleuronectiformes; Pleuronectidae
Gene: hepacama
Product: hepatic and glial cell adhesion molecule a
Exons: 7
Coding region: 1-1317 (438 amino acids)
Source: RefSeq, a predicted model, not a curated record